AAUCACAGGAUUAGCACCUUGCUUAAGAGUUGCAUCACUUUAUUACACUUUUUCCCCAUUACUUUGACUUCCCCACUUCUGGCUCAUAGUGGGACGUUUUUUUUAGCCUCUAAAACAUGUUCAGCACCUGCAAUUGCAGCUCAGUUAUUGAAGUGGAAUAUUGCAAUGCAUCAUGCGGCCUUGGGACUGAGUCUACGACGACCCUCAGCUAUUGAAUGAAGCAUCUGCCAAGGGAAGAAGAGGAGCAGGGGCAGCCGGAGAAGUGAAGGGCGGCUGGGCCAAAAUCUUGCCUGCUGUGGCAGAGUCUGAGACUCUGGACAAAUCAUCCUCAUGCCACUUGUAAAUAACAAAGUGGGCGAUGAUUGCACAGUCGGCACAGACAAGGCUUUGGCUGAUGGAAAAGCUCUGGUGGAUUCCUUGAUAAAGGUGGUGGCAUGUUACCGGCAUUUGGCUUCAUGCGUUGGCGGGUGCACAGACACCUUGCAGCUGCGGGAUGAGUUGCGACAAACACGAGAAAAGGCCCAAAAGUUGGCCGUGGCCAUCUGUCAGCAUCUGACCUCACAUCUCCGGGACAAGAGCCUCCCUGAGGAGCAGCGUAAGGAGAUGGAGCUCCUCUGGGUGGCCUUCUCCUCCAGCCUGGAGCUCCUCCAUGCUGACAUGUGUAAAGUUUUCAAGAUGGCUGACAUCUUCUCUUUGGCUGACACGGCUUCUUUGGUGCAAAAUGGCCUACAAGGAGGAGGCAGUGAAGUAGCGGCUCGGGCGCUCAGUCUGCCAGACCUGAACGAGGCUGAGACUCCAGCCCUCCCCGAUGGCCUAGAAAGCCAGGAACGCAACACCAUGGAGCAGGAGAUCAGCCAAAUUGACCACAUGAUCGAAGAUAUGGAGAAGAAAGUCAACGUAUUGCGCUGGAUGGUGGAGCCCCACGGGCCGCAGUACGCCGACCCAGUCAGCACCACCGACAGCGCCUCUCUGGCUCUGCUCUCUAUUGACGAAGAGCAGCCGGGACAUCAGCCUCUAUGCCAGCGCAGUCUCAUCUUUGUGCUCUUAUUGCUAUGUGCUGUUGUUUUAGUGGCAGCCACUUUAUCUGUCUGUGUUUUCUUUUUCUCAUGAGCAAAACCUUAAUACACUCAACUUAUUAUUAUUUUUUCAGUAAAACCUCAGCAAAGAUGCUCAGUAACAGAAAAUGUAAAGAAAACGGCAAGCUUUGCAAAUAGCUUUGUCUUUACAUUCUCUCUCAAAACAGGCAAAAUGUUGUAAUAGCUGCUAAUUUAUCUACUAGUGCAUAAGAUACUUUGUCUAAUAUACACUGACAUAAAUCUGGAUGCAAGCCAAUUUGCCAUUUAUUGCAGUGAAUCCAAAGCUGCCAUAUAUUCUAAACUACCUUUGUUUAAAAAAGUGACAAUAAAAAUACACAGUUGCCAGUUAGAACUGAUUAUUUAAAACACAAUCAUUACAAUAUAGCCAGGUGAUUUUACCUACACAACAAUUGUAAAAAGAUAGUUUCUAUGUUCCCCUUGCUCCUGUAUAGUGCAUUCUCCUAAAUAGUUUGUGAUACAUGAAAGGAACAAUGUCUGAUUUAAAAGAAAAAAGAAAAAAAAAAAGCUGUCAGAAAGACACUUGUAUUCCUUUUUUGCCAUGGAGAAGAUAUAGGUGCUGAUGCUUUGUAGCUAAUAUACUGUAUUAAGCAGAAUAUUCACUUCCAAUGACUGAAACUUUUUUUUUUGAUUCAGUGUUACUUAUUGUGUAUAUAAUCUGUGCUGUAGAGAACUUACGAUGUAUAGUUAUGCAUUAUAAAAGUAUCAACUUUGAUAUGACACUGUGUUGUUUUC
Messenger RNA from Thunnus maccoyii (southern bluefin tuna), 1829 nucleotides. RefSeq names its product regulator of G protein signaling 9 binding protein. Gene Ontology annotation, biological process: G protein-coupled receptor signaling pathway. The record is from RefSeq and is a predicted model, not a curated record. NCBI's taxonomy places the organism in Eukaryota, Metazoa, Chordata, Actinopteri, Scombriformes, Scombridae. Gene Ontology annotation, cellular component: neuron projection. Bases 331 to 1110 code for a protein of 259 amino acids. The transcript is spliced from 3 exons.